Pichia kudriavzevii is the source of this 1182-nucleotide messenger RNA. RefSeq lists its product as uncharacterized. The coding region runs from base 1 to 1182 and encodes 393 amino acids. The transcript has a single exon. The record is from RefSeq and is a predicted model, not a curated record. NCBI's taxonomy places the organism in Eukaryota, Fungi, Ascomycota, Pichiomycetes, Pichiales, Pichiaceae.
AUGGAAGCACUGGACAAUACACACAGAGAAUUGCUGACGAGGUUCAGACAUUUUAUAAACAAUGGGAAGCUGAAGUUGCCAGAGAGAUUGAGGCAUGAGGAGAUAGCUAAGGACGAUGUGUAUGAACGAGCACGAAAACUCUAUGAAGUGAGGCCACAACAAAGGGAAGAAGAUGAAGCCAUUCUUAAAUUGAUAGGUUACAGCAAUUGCAUGUAUUCUAAGUAUAUUUCAUUAAUGUCUGAAGUAACAUACAGAGAGCUUCCAGGGUGCUGCAAGUUUUCUGCUGAAGUUAUCAUUCAAUACUCUGACCAAAUAGUUCUGCAUGGUUACGAUAUCAACUCUUCAAUGUACAGUGAUUAUUUUCGAACUCAUGGGCUUGUCAUUGGAACACACAAAUUCAAUGCCAUGUAUUCUGUGGAAAGAUUUGAUUAUAACCUAUACGCUGAAUACCUCAGAAGUACUUAUUAUUGGGGUGAAAACCCACCAGUUUGCUAUGCCAACAAAAAAAAUCCAUACUGUUUUUAUCUUUUAGAUGAGCCAGAAACUAUUGUGGAAAUAGAUUGGUUUCUAUAUCCAGUCCAACAAUUAUGGCAAAAGUUCAAGGAGGUCCUCGUCCUUUACUCUAACCUCAUGUUUAGGCGUGCAGAUUAUGUAGCCCGGCAGAUUGAAACAGGAAUUAGCUAUUGUUUAUCAUUUGGUCAAUUUGCUCAGGUGCUUCCCUUUCUUCCUCAUAUGAAAUUCUCUAAGGAACUUGGCUCUUCCAAUUUCAGGCCUAAAAGACCCAAAAAAUGGAACAAUCUUAUCCAUAAUGCCAUUAUGGUAUGCCAUACAAAUUACUCGGAAGAACAAAUGAGGAGAAGCCGGAGAAAAACAGAAAGUAAAGGCCUCCGUAACCGUACCCUGCUAAAUACCGAUUGUCCAGUGAAAUACGAUGUGACCAUUGACCUUCUGCAUGGCGUAGUCUUUAUAAAGAAGCUCGAGGAACACUCCAGUGAAUGCCAUUCGAUUCAACAACAAAAAGGAUAUUUGAUUACCAGAAGACUGAAAACCGAAAAAAACAUCCGUGAUAGGUUUGACAGGGAUCUUUUGGACUACUACGGGAUAGAUAAGAUAAUUAUGAAGAACCAUGAUAGGUUCUUCAAAGGUGUAGAGCAUGUGUCCAAAAGACAGAGAACCAGCUAA